AUGCAGAGAAACGUCCCCCAUCCUCUCCAACCCCUGCCUCCUCCUGUGGGGCCAGCGCCGGCCCCGGCACCGGCCCCUGUCGCUGGUGCCGGCGCAGGGCAGGGCGGCCACCAGGCAUGCGCGUCGUGCAAGCACCAGAGGAAGAAGUGUUCCGAGAGCUGCGAGCUGGCCCCCUACUUCCCGGCCGAUAGGACGAGGGAGUUCGGCCAGGUGCAUAAGGUUUACGGCGUCAGCAACCUCACCAAGAUGUUGAAGGCCAAUGACAGCAUCCCCGAACGGGAGCGCUGCGCCGAUACCUUGAUGUGGGAGGCUGACUGGAGAAGUAUCGACCCUGCUAAUGGCUGCUACAACGAGGUCAUAAGACUCAAGGAGGAGAACGCCAUGCUCCGCCGCGUCAUCCGAGAGUGCGGCCACUGCAGUCGUCAGCCCCUGCCGCAGCCUUACCGUUCGCCUGUUCCGCAGCCGGGUCGGUUUUGGGCGAACGGCAAUAAUCACAACAACAACGGUGGUGCUAACUUAAUCCGUCGAGGCAUCAAUAACAACGGCGGCGACGUCGGCGGAGCCAUGCACCUCGCUGAAGUGGUACCUCAGCAUAUGGUCAACUACCCUCUUAUUAACAAUGGGAAUUUGAUCAACGGAUACCAUAAUCCCCAUCCUCCUAUCUAUAUGCACCAACCCGGAGGACAGGGAAACAAUGGUCACGGUGCAUUAUAUCAUUAG
Molecule: messenger RNA, 720 nt
Organism: Phoenix dactylifera (date palm)
Lineage: Eukaryota; Viridiplantae; Streptophyta; Magnoliopsida; Arecales; Arecaceae
Source: RefSeq, a predicted model, not a curated record